GCGGCGUUAGUUCCCUCCCGACUGACUGAAAAUCCCCAAGGACGGUGGACUCUGCUGCGAAUGGGCACAUGGGGACUUGGGGCAGUCUAAUUUGUCGAUCUAUCACACACCCAUAUUAUGUUUUUCUCGAUUUCGGAGAAUUCAACUUUGUGGGUUGACGGCAUGGGUGCAAGAGCUGGAGGCGUUGUGCCGGAAUUGGAGCUCGUUGCUGCACACCGUUGCUUGUAAACAGCGUAGUUACUUGGAAAACGUGUGGAAUCUGCUGGGAUUCUGGAGUGUUGGGUUUGUUGCAGUGCUCGAGGAGAUGCUUAGGUCUGUGAUUACGAAGCGGCGGGUUUUCGGGAUGAAUUUUGAGGCAUUAGGUUUCUGUCAUUAUAUUUGGUGAGCUGACUCACCUUUAUCUGGAAUUUCCCGUUGGUGGAUUGGCGGUAGAAGGCGAUGUGCGCUUUGGUGCUGGCAAAGAAUGUGCGUGAUGUGUUAGAAUCCUGCUGUUACAGAGGGUGGACAGAGUCUUGUGCUAUGAUAGUUUAGAGGAAGUUGGGAGGCUUUUGCAGGGUAUUCCUGAGUGAACAAUCGAGGAGCAGGUCAGAAUGGAAGUACCUGUGAAGGCUGAUGAUGAUGUUCAACUCUCACAUGAACCUCUAGUUGUAGCUGAAGAUGUCGAGGGGACACAUGAAGUUUCAGAAAAUUCCCCGGAGCCUCACCUCAUCGCUAAAAACAAGGAGAUUGAAACCGAAGUCUUAGAAACAUCACCUGAAGUUCAAACUGCAGAUGAAGAAAGAAAAACCUUGUCUGAACCGCAAACUGAAAACGAAGUGGCAGUGUCACGGCCAUCCUUGGAGUCGGUAUGGGAAUCUCUGCAAUCUGCAGCAGUUUCACAGUCUGCAUCUCUCGAUCCCCAAGAUGCAAGUCAAGAGAAAGGGACAGUAGGUGAAGAUUCACAACUUUCACCUGAACCUCAGAGGAUACCUGAAAUCACGGGGAGGAAGCCAAGCGCUUUACGUACUCGAACUAGUAAUCGUGUGAAGAGGAAUGUAACUUUCAAGGAUGACUUCGAAAAACCAGAGGAGCCACGGGUUCAGAAGUCAGGCAAUCAAAGACGAGAUGGAGAACAGUGGCAGAAAAUUCCACUUGGCUGCGUUGGACUUCUCUUGUCUGUAGCUCUCGCUUUUCUUGUUGUGUAUAUGGCCACACCAAGCAUGCCUACGAAACCUCGAAUCUGGACAAGUGCAGAACUAGAAAAAUACAACGGGACUAAUAACAAACCUCCUGUACUUCUGAGCGUUUUGGGGAAUGUCUUUGAUGUCAGUAAGGGUUGGAAACACUAUGGACCAGGGGGCAGCUACCACCACUUUGUGGGAAGGGAUGCGUCUCGUGCGUUCGUCUCAGGAAACUUCACUGAUGAUGGACUGACAGAUUCUUUAGAAGGUCUUACUCCGUCAGAGAUCAAGGCUAUUGAUGAUUGGAGAUUGUUCUUUGUCAAGCGCUACGUUUACUUGGGAAAGCUAGUUGGAUCUUUUUACAACAAAGAUGGAUUACCAACCAAAAAGUUACAUUUAGCGGAGAAGAAGAUAAAGCAGGCGUCGAAGAUUGAGAAACAACAAAAGUUUGAUGAAGAGCGGUUUCCAAAUUGCAAUUCUAGGUGGACUCAACACAAAGGCGGAGAGGUUUGGUGUAACGAUGGCAAGUACCCACGCAUUGUUGAGUUGAUAACAGAGGGGCCCAGGAGAGGUCCUCCACGAACACGAUGCGCAUGCCUGGAGGGAGAUGAGCUCCAGCGCCCAGGUGUGAAAGAAUAUGACGGGUGUGAUGCCCGACUUAGCAAGUGUGAGACAUAAUCACUGGCAUUAUGUAUUAUAGCUGACAAUACCGUUCAUGCUCCAGUCGAAGCCUAGAACCAUGGUAGGCAUUGGCAUUGGCAUUGGAAUUUGCUGGAGGCUAGACUCUCAGCGCUUUGGUGGAAUUCAAGAAGACGCCGUGAAACUAGACAAAUCAUCCUGCCAUGUAAGAUGGAAGCUGCAAGAUGACAUAGUUUUCAAUCAUAUUUGAUUGUACCUGGGUACCGCAGCAUCUGGGUCAAUCCUCGGUGUCAUAGCUGUGGCUUUUCUUUUCGUUGGAGACCUGAAGCAAGUGGGUUCAUGUGUGGAAACUUACGUCCUGCUUGGUGCUGAUGGGAGAGAAUGUAGAUGCACAGUAAUAUUAUCACUGGGAAGCAUGUGAGGCAAUGUAGAUUGAAACGUGCUUCAACCUGAGUGCUAGUUGUCAAAUCACCUGUCCCUAUGUCCCCAUAGUUGAUAACAUUUGCUUGAUCAUGAUUCGCUCAGAAUUCAGAGCUUAGAAGCAAAGAAACUAAAUAGUACACUCUCAAAAUUGAAGUGAUUUGAAUGCUUUUCAUUUGAGAUAGCCAUUUCAAAUGGUCUCGUAAUCAAGAGAAUUAAAUGAUAUGAAA
Molecule: messenger RNA, 2449 nt
Organism: Physcomitrium patens
Lineage: Eukaryota; Viridiplantae; Streptophyta; Bryopsida; Funariales; Funariaceae
Source: RefSeq, a predicted model, not a curated record